Elephantulus edwardii (Cape elephant shrew) is the source of this 877-nucleotide messenger RNA. It is a transcript of the gene EAPP, whose product is annotated as E2F-associated phosphoprotein. Gene Ontology annotation, cellular component: nucleus. The transcript has 6 exons. The record is from RefSeq and is a predicted model, not a curated record. Lineage: Eukaryota; Metazoa; Chordata; Mammalia; Macroscelidea; Macroscelididae. The coding region runs from base 23 to 877 and encodes 284 amino acids. Gene Ontology annotation, biological process: positive regulation of cell population proliferation.
UCUGUCGACUGCUGCAGGCAGCAUGAGCCGGUUAUCAGAAGACUAUGACCCCUACGCUGUUGAAGAGCCCAGCGACGAGGAGCCUGCUCUAAGUAGCUCUGAAGAUGAAGUGGAUGUGCUUUUACAUGGAACCCCUGACCAAAAACGAAAACUCAUCAGAGAAUGUCUCACUGGAGAAAGUGAAUCAUCGAGUGAAGAUGAAUUUGAAAAAGAAAUGGAAGCAGAAUUAAAUUCCACCAUAAAGACAAUGGAGGACAAGUUAUCCUCUCUGGAAACAGGAUCUUCCUCAGGAAAUGGGAAAACUGGAGCAGCUCUGACAAAAUACUAUGAUGAUAUCUAUUUUGAUUCUGAUUCUGAGGAUGAAGACAAAGCAGCACAGGUGACCAAGAAAAAAAAGAAGCGACACCGGAUUCCAACAAAUGAUGAAUUACUUUACGAUCCUGAAAAGGAUAACAAGGAUCAGGCUUGGGUUGAUGCACAGAGAAGGGGCUAUCAUGGAUUUGGACUACAACGGCCACAUCAGCAGCAGCCUGUACCUAAUAGUGAUGCUGUUUUGAAUUGCCCAGCCUGCAUGACCACAUUGUGCCUUGACUGCCAAAGGCAUGAAUCAUAUAAAACUCAAUAUAGAGCAAUGUUUGUGAUGAAUUGUUCUGUCAAUAAAGAAGAGAUUCUAAGGUACAAAAUCCCAGACAACAAGAAAAAAAGAUGGGGCCAUAAGAAGAUGCGAUCUACUCACGGAGAUGCUGCAAAACAGGCAGAGACAGAAGGAGAAGAAAUUUACCACCCAGUCAUGUGCACUGAAUGUUCCACAGAAGUGGCAGUCUAUGACAAGGAUGAAGUCUUUCAUUUUUUCAAUGUUUUAGCAAGUCAUUCCUAA